Messenger RNA from Octodon degus (degu), 825 nucleotides. It is a transcript of the gene Amelx, whose product is annotated as amelogenin, X-linked. The transcript has 6 exons. Lineage: Eukaryota; Metazoa; Chordata; Mammalia; Rodentia; Octodontidae. The record is from RefSeq and is a predicted model, not a curated record. Gene Ontology annotation, biological process: multicellular organism development. The coding region runs from base 61 to 681 and encodes 206 amino acids.
GGAUCAAGCAUCCCUGAGUUUCAGAUAGAAACUUAGAAAACCUGCAAAGAACCACCAGAAAUGGGGACCUGGAUUUUGUUUGCCUGCCUCUUGGGAGCAGCCUUCGCUAUGCCUCUACCACCUCAUCCUGGGCACCCUGGUUAUAUCAACUUCAGCUAUGAGGUGCUCACCCCUUUGAAGUGGUACCAGAGCAUGAUAAGGCAGCCGUAUCCUUCCUAUGGUUACGAACCCAUGGGUGGAUGGCUGCACCACCAAAUCAUCCCUGUGCUGUCUCAACAGCAUCCCCCGACUCACACCACCCUUCAGCCUCAUCACCACAUCCCAGUGGGGCCAGCUCAGCAGCCCGUGGUCCCCCAGCAACCACUGAUGCCAGUUCCUGGCCACCACUCCAUGACUCCAAACCAACACCACCAGCCUAACCUCCCACCAACUGCCCAGCAGCCCUUCCAGCAACCUUUCCAGCCCCAACCUGUUCAGCCAUCGCACCACCAGCCCAUUCAGCCUAUCCAGCCCAUCCAGCCCAUGCAGCCCCAGUCACCUCUGCACCCCAUGCAGCCCCUGCCCCCACAGCAAGCUCUGCCUCCAAUGUUCUCCAUGCAGCCCCUGUCCCCCCUUAUUCCUGAUCUGCCUCUGGAAGCUUGGCCAGCAACAGACAAGACCAAGCGGGAAGAAGUGGAUUAAAAAUCAGAAAAUGAGAGAACUGAAGUAGAUAUUUCAGUUGCUUUUAGGAAUGACACAAGAACACAAUGAUUUGUGCCUGCAAUCAUUUUACUUAGCAAGUUCUGUAUCUAAAAAUAAGUAUCAAUAGCAGACAAUAAAAUGUUU